Haliotis rufescens (red abalone) is the source of this 4510-nucleotide messenger RNA. RefSeq lists its product as uncharacterized. The record is from RefSeq and is a predicted model, not a curated record. Gene Ontology annotation, cellular component: nucleus. Gene Ontology annotation, molecular function: DNA-binding transcription factor activity, RNA polymerase II-specific; RNA polymerase II transcription regulatory region sequence-specific DNA binding. The transcript is spliced from 2 exons. Gene Ontology annotation, biological process: regulation of transcription by RNA polymerase II. Bases 245 to 4372 code for a protein of 1375 amino acids. Lineage: Eukaryota; Metazoa; Mollusca; Gastropoda; Lepetellida; Haliotidae.
AAACACUUCUAUCGUCAAUGCCUCCGCCUGGAAAGUGAAUGGACUUGUGAAUUCACUUCCUUGUUACUUCCCCAAAUGCCUUUUUAGACAGACUUAUGACGAGCAGUGUCUGGGCAAACACGCAGAUGAAAUCAGAAGCACGUGCAAUGAGAGAGUGAUAUCAGAUAUCCACUGAUCUGACAGUUAAAAUGAGAAAACAUUCAACACUUCACAUCUGAAACAAAUCCUGGUGGAUUGGCAAAAAAUGGAUGCAGGAGGAUGUUAUGGCCAAGGGGACAUCAUAAUCAAACAGGAACCUGAAAAUGAUGAAGACUAUGGCGCCAUGUCCCAGGACUACCCAGAAGCUCCUGAAGGAGAUUCUCAUAGCCAUGACUGCCUGGUUAUGUCAAAGGCUUACUCUCAAGAAGGUCCUGAGGGGGAUUCUGAUAACCAUGACAACAGGGCCGUGUUUCCAGGUUACUCUCAAGAAGGUCCUGAAGGGGAUUCGGAUAACCAUGACGACAGGGCCAUGUCUCCAGGUUACUCUCAAGAAGGUUCUGAAGGAGAUUCUGAAGAACAUGACUACAAGGUCAUGUCACGUAGAUACGCUCGAGAAGAUUCAGUAGAGGAUGAUAAUGAGCUCCUAUCCAGGUGCUACAUCCAAACUGGGACCAACAGAACCCAAAACGAAUCCUAUCAUUUUGAGAAUGAGGGUAUUGGUAGAUACAGUAUUGUGAAGACAGAAUACAGUCCAAGUGACUCAGAGGAUGCUUCGACAGACACUGAAUCACCCCCACGUAUUACCACAGGAGAGGCUGAGCCUGAGACUGUCAGACAUCCACUAGUCAAAGAAGAGAGUGUGGAUGACAGUUACGAUAUCGCAUACAACCACAGCCAUGUCCAUAUCAAGGGGGAAGUGUUUUCCUCGGAGGAGUCGCAACAGGAUGCAAACGAAGAAGAGAUUGAGGAAGAUGAAGAUGAGACAGAAUCUGAGAGAGUAUUUGAAAGAACAAGGCGAGGAAGAAAAGUGAAAAGAAAUCCGAGUUUUGAAUAUGAAAAUGAUUCACCCUGUUCACAAGAGGAAGAUCUUGAGCAGGAGACUCAGGGAGCUUCAACCGAGUUUGAGAUCUACAUGGACAGAGAAGAAGAGCACGAACAAGGAAUGGGCGAUACAUCAGUUCAACCACAGGAUCUGGGAACUCCAUGUGACAGGCAGGACAGAGUCCCGUGUGACGUCGAGGACAGAGUCCCGUGUGACAAAGAAGACAACAGCAAGAUGAUAGCUAGGUAUGCCUUAUACGACGUGGAGAAUAGCGAAAUGGUUGGGAUCAAAUCAGUCAACCCCAAAAUGUGUGAAAUGUGUAACAAAGAGUUUCAAUAUGAGUUCCAUAAGAAGUUCCACAUGCAGAAGGUCCAUCCAGAGACUUUGGAAAAGGAUAAGAGGAAGAAUGGGAGAGAGGAGGAGUCGAGAAACAAAGGAACAAAAGGGAAGUUCAAUCCUCGAGCUCGGUACAGCAAGACCUGUUUCAUCUGCAGGAACAAGAUCUACACCCAUCCUUAUUACUUGAAUCUCCACAUGCAAGAAGUGCACCCAGAAUGGCUCAUUGACAAUAAGAUGAUUCAAAAUCUUACUGCAGUUGAUGAGGCAGAUUCCACUCAGGCUGGAAACAAGAAAAAAGUAUGCCCAGUUUGUUAUGAGGGUUUUCGCUUUGCCUAUCAACUCAAAUAUCACAUUCAGAAGGCACAUGCCGAGAUUUUGGUAGAAGACAAAAGGGUGGACACGAGCAAGCUUCCGUCCAGGGAAGAAUCGGAGAUAGCUGUUGAUGAUCAGGCGUCAAGGUUCGUGAAACCAGUGGUGUCUACAAACCCACUUGGGGGAAUAAAACUAACAUACACUGUUCAGGAUAUUCUUAACAUUAAGAGGAAUAUGGAGAAAGAGACUGCAGCCAAGGAAGCAAAGGAGGCACAGAGACUGGCAAAAUGUCUGGAACCCAAGAAGAGGCUUGGACGGCCUCCUAAGGCUUCUGGUAGCAGAGGUCCUGGAAGACCAAGGAAAGUGUCACAGGAAGUGAAGUCUGUCCCGGAGGCUCGCAGUGAUACAGUGUACAGUAGUGAAGAAAACAUACAGGAGAUGAAAGCACCUGCCAGUGAAGAUGUUUGCAUGCACAUCAAGGAAGAACCGCCUGAAAAAGAUGAUGGUGAUGAUGAUCAAAUGUCAGUCAAUGUCAGGAUUGAUGAAGACAGUCAAACUGGAAACAAUGUUACCUCUGAUAAAUAUUUAUCUAUUUGCAAAACUGAUUUUGAAAAAGAAACCAAUCUUGAGACUCUGCCUGCAGAUGCACAGUAUGGUAUUUAUGCACGCUCUCCGAGUCUCACACUAAAGACUGAUGGUGGGGGUGGUAGAGAAAUGGGUUUGUCAGAGGCAGGGUGUCCUCAGGUUAAGUUCAGAUUAUGUGAAGAGCAGGCCAAUUCAGCAGGAAACACCCCCCUGGAAUUUAGGUCAGAUGUUGAUGAUUCUACUUCAUCUGGAGUCACAAUAUCAGAUCAUUAUGUAUCAGAGGCUAAGCAGGAAUGUAAGAAAGAGGAAACCGAGUGUGUGCCUGCUCACACUCACAACACCAGACCAAAACGGAAGCGGAAGAAAAGAGAGCUGAAGGAUAUGUUGCCACUAACACCAGUGAAGAGGAGAAAAUGGAAAACUAAAACGGACCCUACAUCAACUCAGGAAGAGAAGAAGUCCAAAUCAGACAAAAGGUCAGCUAAGAAUUCAAAGGGAACAAUACCAGUAGGAUCUGCCCACAUCUACUGUGGGCAGUGUGGCAGGAUCUUUGUAAGCCCACAGACGUUCCAACAACACGAGGCACUGUGCCUGACAUUAGACGCACCUGUUCCCCACGCAGGGUACUACCCAUGCUACAAGUGUCAGAGUGUGUUCCAGCACGUAGCCGCCCAGCAGCUGCACAUGCUGCGAGACCACCCCGACAUCAGCCACACCUGUCCCUUCUGUGGGAAAGUGUUCGCCUAUCAGAGUGUCAUGAAGAAACACUUGUACACUCACACCAAUGAAGCUGUGAAGAAGGCCAUCUCUGCCCUGAAGGAGGACCCGUCUAACAAAGCAACUGCCGCAGGACAAGGAUCAAAACUAGUUGAUCUUAUUUCCAACCUUGGCGUGGAAGGUGACACGGAGUCCGACAGCCUUGAGAAUAAGACUGGUGGAUUAGAAGUGUCUGUUCCUCUGAACAAUCUGAAGAAAGGAUUGGCUAUCUUGAAGUCCUUACCAGAGGUUCUGGGUCCUUCGGGAUCCACAAAGGAUGAAACCCUUCCUCCUUCGCAAUUGACUGUAACAAGUGAGGUGAGGAUUGCAAGUCCUAGGCGUAUCAACAUGCAGGAGUCUUGCACUGAUAUUUCAAAGUCGGUGAUUACACCAGUGUCUGAAGCAUCGGAUGGUGCCUUCCGUGCCUUAAAGCAUGCUCUGGGACACAACCAGAGAUCAAAGUCCCCAUCAACCAUCACACCCUCAUCAAGUGUUACACCAUCCUCUUCUGUCACACUCUCUUCUGUCACACCCUCAUCAGCUGUCACACCAUCAACCAUCACACCCUCCUCAAGUGCCACACACUCUUCUCCUGUCACGCCUUCAUCAGCUCCACCUACAACAUCUACAUCUCCACCAGCAAAGACAUACUUCUGUAAGAAGUGCAAUGGCAUCUUCCCAAGUCUUCCUCUACUGUACAAACACGAGAUGGAGAGUCACCUCGACUUUAUCUGCCGUUACUGCUCCAAAGGCUUCGUUUAUGAAAAUAUGCUAAGAAAGCAUCUGGCAGUCCACCGAGACACGGACAAGCACGUCUGCAUGUGGUGUGGGAGGAGAUUCAGCUACAUCACAGGACUGAAGAACCACACCUUGACUCACAACGGCAACCAGGAGAGUCACAAGCUCGUGUGCAAUAAGUGUGGGAAGUGUUGGUAUGACACCGACGGAUACUUACCCCAGGCCUCAAAACAGCUCAUCGGGGACCACUUGCAGGAGUGCUUUCAAACCGUCAACAUUGACGACCUUCUAAAGACCUAUGCAACAUUUGGUGCUAAGAACAAGUUGCAGAGGUGUUUAGAAUGUGAUAAAAGUUACGACCUGAAUAAUGAACAUUCCAGGAAUGUGAAGAUGGCGCAUGUGUUUCGAUGUAAAGUCUGUCAUUUUGAGUUCCAGAAGUUAUUAGAUCUGAAGAACCAUGUCUUUGAACAUCAUCGUGAAGCUAGGGAAUAUUUUAAGGACUAUAAGGUGGAUCAAAUAUUCAACUGCGGAUUAUGUUCAGAACAUUUUUCAUAUUUGUUCGAGUUUAUGUGCCACAUGGCUGACCAUAAGAAAGACAAUUUAGAAGAAAGAAAUGUCUAACAUAGGCAUUAGACACCUGCUGAUCUGACCCGUGAAGAUCCGGGGUAGAAUAGGUCUUCAGCAACCCAUUCUUGCCGCAAAAGGCGACAAUGCUUGUCGUAAGAGGCGACUGAUGGGAUCAGGUAAUCAGGCUUGCUG